AUGGCUACACAAGCAUUUAUUACAAUAUGUUGUAUUUUAGCCCCAUUAUCGGCUAUAUCAGUAUUGUUGAUUACAUUGGUGAAUGAAAAUUUAAAGAAGAGUAUAUCUUUAGUAGCUAAAGUUCUUGCCAUCGCAAGUGUUAUUAGUAGAAUUAUUGGUAUUGGGCUUGAGAUUAAUAUUGUUGUGAAUGCUAUUAAGUAUAUGGAUACUGUUGAGAACAUGGUUGGUAUAAAUAAUUGGAAUACUAGCAUGGGUGUAUCGUGUAUUUUGGUUAUUGUUGCACUCGCAUUGAACUUAGUUGGUGCUGUUCUUACUCUUAUGAUAAAAUAA
Molecule: messenger RNA, 330 nt
Organism: Adineta steineri
Lineage: Eukaryota; Metazoa; Rotifera; Eurotatoria; Adinetida; Adinetidae
Source: the annotation of a GenBank genome assembly